This is a messenger RNA of Fundulus heteroclitus (mummichog), 1185 nucleotides long. RefSeq names its product putative gustatory receptor clone PTE03. The record is from RefSeq and is a predicted model, not a curated record. The coding region runs from base 1 to 936 and encodes 311 amino acids. Gene Ontology annotation, molecular function: G protein-coupled receptor activity; olfactory receptor activity. Gene Ontology annotation, biological process: G protein-coupled receptor signaling pathway. The transcript has a single exon. Gene Ontology annotation, cellular component: membrane. Lineage: Eukaryota; Metazoa; Chordata; Actinopteri; Cyprinodontiformes; Fundulidae.
AUGAAUGAGAAUGUCAACAUUGUGUUUGUGCUUCAGGGUCUGAACGACUCAGUGACGAACCGUCAGAUCUACUUUGCCAUCGCUCUGAUGUCCUACCUGGUCACCAUCUUGGUGAACCUGACCCUCAUCCUCACCGUGUGUCUGGAUAAAGCCCUCCACCAGCCAAUGUACAUUUUCAUGUGCAACCUGUGCUUCACUGGGCUCUGUGGAGCGUCCAGCUUCUACCUGAAGCUGCUCCUAGUCCUUCUGGCAGGCACUCACCUCAUCACGUACACCGGCUGCUUGACGCAGAUGUUUUUCACUUAUAUCUACACCUUCUGCAAGUUCACCAGUUUGACUGUCAUGGCGUACGACCGUUACCUGGCCAUCUGCCAGCCGCUGCGUUACUGGGCUCUGAUGACGGGCAAGAAGGUAGCGCUGCUGUUGCUUCUCACCUGGUGUCUGUCUCUGUUAGAAACAACUGUAGGCAUUCUCCUGAUCAGCAGGCUGUCGUUCUGCAGCCACCGUAUGUCCAGGAUCUUUUGCACCAGUUGGGAGGUGGUCAAGCUGUCCUGCUCAGACACCACCGCCAACAACUUGUACGGCAUGAUGAUCAUUAUCCUGCACACAUUGCAGAUCAUAAUCGUCCUGGUCUCAUACAUGCACCUGAUUCGAAGUGCUGCUCGCUCUCAGACCGACCGCAGGAAGUUUGUUCAGACAUGUUCUCCUCACCUCGCCUCGCUGCUCGUCUUCUCCAUCUCUGUGCUGUUUGACACUCUGUAUUCUCGUUAUGGCAGCAGCUCCAUGGCGGCGCUGCAGAACGCGCUGUCUGCAGAGUUCCUCGUGGUGCCGCCCAUCGUUAACCCCAUCAUCUACGGCAUGAACCUGCGUCACAUCAGGAUCCGGAUCCGCCUCUGGUUCACCACAGUGAACCCACAGAGAUCGUCCUCAAAAUAACGUCGAGCCUGCGUUUGAUUAAACUUUAAAACCCAGUAGGAAAUAUAUGCCUGAGACUUUGGUCUUUCAUCUGGUACAUAUGUUUUCUUGUGGUCAUAGUUCUGUUGUUGUAACUGUAACAUGAGUGUUUAGAUCUCGAGUGUUUAUGUCUUCUUCACAAUACAAUUGACCAUAUUAACUAGUCAGUAAGAUAAUAUUUACUGAAAAAACAAAAUUUAAAUCCACCAGCUGGUCUAUCAAAAAAAUAAC